Messenger RNA from Scatophagus argus, 2403 nucleotides. RefSeq names its product potassium channel, subfamily K, member 2a (gene kcnk2a). NCBI's taxonomy places the organism in Eukaryota, Metazoa, Chordata, Actinopteri, Scatophagidae. Gene Ontology annotation, molecular function: outward rectifier potassium channel activity; potassium ion leak channel activity. Gene Ontology annotation, cellular component: membrane. The transcript has 9 exons. The record is from RefSeq and is a predicted model, not a curated record. Gene Ontology annotation, biological process: stabilization of membrane potential; potassium ion transmembrane transport. The coding region runs from base 343 to 1593 and encodes 416 amino acids.
UCCUCUCUAUGUUAUUUCACCGCUCCACCGGUGCGCUCAAAAGCCAGAGCGCAGACGAAGCUGAGUGGAUGCUAGAGAGCUGACAGAAGAGGGAGCGAAAGACAGACAGAUCAGAGAGAGUUCUUUACAGUUACAUGCGGGUGCUAUAAAACUACCAAGUGAAGCGCAGCCAUCAGUGUCCGAUCAGCGCAGAGCAGAAGAAACACGGAGCGCCAGUUCGUCCCCCCGCUUCAGCACCGCAGGGAGGAGGCACGGAGAGGAGGAAAGAUUCCCCUAAACGCAGUGAGAGCGUCGGAUGAGGAGAAGAGGAGAGCGGAGGGCAUCGGUUAGGCAAGAACAAGGAUGGCAGCUCCAGACUUAUUGGACCCUAAAUCCGCCACUCACAACACCAAGCCCCGCCUCUCCUUCUCCACAAAACCAAUCACACUGACUUCCCGGGAGGAGAGUGAGGUGGUUGCUACAGUGAUGAAAUGGCAGACGGUGACAGCCAUCUUUCUUCUGGUGGUUCUAUAUCUGGUGAUGGGAGCAGCAGUCUUCAGGUCCUUGGAGCAGCCUCAUGAGAGUGCCCAGCGUUUGGCCAUUCUGUCCCAGAAGCUGGAGUUCUUGUCCAGACACCCCUGUGUUAACCAAAGCGAAUUGGAGGAGCUGGUAAAGCAAGUUGUGUCUGCGAUCCGGUCAGGAGUAAACCCUGCAGGGACACUGACCAACCCCAGCAGCCUGUGGGACCUGAGCUCUGCCUUCUUCUUUGCUGGAACUGUUAUCACAACCAUCGGUUUUGGGAACAUCUCGCCCCACACAGAAGGGGGAAGGAUCUUCUGCAUCGUAUACGCCUUGCUUGGGAUACCUCUAUUCGGCUUCCUAUUGGCUGGUGUGGGAGAUCAGCUUGGCACCAUAUUCGGCAAAGGCAUUGCCAGAGUUGAGAAAAUGUUUGUGCACUGGGACAUCAGUCAGACAAAGAUCCGCGUCAUCUCCACCCUGCUGUUUGUGUUGUUUGGCUGCCUGCUGUUUGUGGCGCUCCCAGCAGCCAUCUUUAAACACAUCGAGGGUUGGUCUGCGCUGGAGUCCCUUUACUUUGUGGUCAUCACCCUGACUACCAUAGGAUUUGGAGACUUUGUGGCAGGUGGCUCAGAAAUAGAGUACUUAGAUUACUAUAAACCAGUUGUAUGGUUCUGGAUUCUGGUGGGACUAGCCUACUUUGCUGCCAUCCUCAGCAUGAUAGGUGACUGGCUCAGAGUCAUCUCCAAGAGGACAAAAGAAGAGGUAGGAGAGAUCCGAGCUCAUGCUGCAGAGUGGACCGCUAAUGUCUCAGCAGAGUUCAAAGAAACUCGCCGACGUGUCAGCGUUGAGAUCUACGAUAAGUUCCAGCGUGCCGCCUCAAUUAAACGCAAACUGUCCUCGGAGCUGGGGUUUAGCCCCGCUCCAGAACUCACACUGCCCAAGAGGACCGUGUCGGUCAAUUUCAAUGAUGACAAGAACGAGAGGGACACGGGGCUGCAGGGCCUCAUGACACCUCUUACAAGAAACGGCGGCGUGUUCAUGAACGGUUUGGACCCAGAAAGAGGCGAUAUCUCCGUCAUCGAACACCUUAAAUAGAAAGAGGAAGGUCAACACCCUUUCAGCUCUUUCCAAAGUCUUCCCAUUUGUCAUAAUUGGUGGCAGCAGUGCUGAGAGCAGAGCUGCUUGACCAAAUGAACUGAUUUUAUUAGCAAAUCGAGUAGAAAUGACAAUGAGAAGAAGAAGAAAUGUAAAAACAUUUCAGUGGAUUGACAGUGGGACACUUCCCCACUCUCUUCUCUCUGGUGAAACAAAGAGCAAGAAGAAGAAGAACAUACAGAGCUGAUCUUAUUGAAAAUUGCAUUCAUGGGUGUCAACUAAGUCUCACCUUGGAAGAAGGCAAACUUGCUCAUUGAUGAUUAUUUGGGUUUAUUUGGGAUUAUUUGGAUAAUAUCAACAAGUUAACCCUUGCUAAAGGACAAAAAAGUUUUUAAAAACAGUAUAAAAGACCUUAUAUCUGACAGUUAAAAGAAUGUCCAUGAUGCCUGUCUGUGUUUGCAGCACCCGUAUAUUUUACAUUUUAACAAGUUAGUAUACACUUUUAGUAAGCAGCUUUAAAACAUAUGAACAUUUUUUAUUUUGUGGGUUUUAUUUUGUAGUCUUUGACAUUUUCUUUCUUUACUGGACAGUUGGUAGUAUAGUGGGAGGCAGGAAAAAGAAAAAUGAUGUUAUAUAUAUGGUUGAAUGUGAUGGUAUCAGAACUGAUGAUAUCUGAGCCAUAAAUAUGGUGGAUUCUGAUAGGGAGAGGCAGCUCUUGUGAUAAAUGACUGCAGAAUGUAAAGAUGUUGAGGUGGUCUGAUAUGGUGGUUCUUGAACUACACUUGAGAUGUGGCAAUGUGUUAUAUGAGC